This is a messenger RNA of Paralichthys olivaceus (Japanese flounder), 2223 nucleotides long. NCBI's taxonomy places the organism in Eukaryota, Metazoa, Chordata, Actinopteri, Pleuronectiformes, Paralichthyidae. The record is from RefSeq and is a predicted model, not a curated record.
GUCCCCCACCAGCACCGCUUGUCUGUGGACGUCAUCCCAGAGCUGCGGAGCGCCGACAACCACUGCAGGAACCCGGGAGGAAUCAGCGACAAGCCCUGGUGUUACACCUCAAAUCCCAACAUACGCUGGGAGUACUGCGCCGUGCUUCAGUGUGGGGAGGCAGACACAGCGCCAGUGACGCAGCCGGAUUCGCAGGGCCCCCGUCAGACGCCUCUUGCCCCCCCCAUGACCACGGUAUCGUCUCCGGCCUACUCCAUGUCCGUCAUCGUUAUCAUCCUCUCUGCAUUGGCAGCUGCGGUCUUCCUCUUCAUCAGCGUCCUCGCCUGCCGCAGACGGAGGAAGCAAUGGAGGAACAGAAAGAGAGCGAUGGAGACCCCGACGAUGAGCGCUCUGCCGUCGGAGCUCCUGCUGGACCGACUCCACCCAAACCCCAUGUACCAGAGGGUUCCCCUGCUGCUCAACUCGAAGCUACUGGCCCUCGAGUACCCACGGAACAACAUCCAAUAUGUGAGAGACAUCGGAGAGGGGGCCUUUGGACGGGUUUUCCAAGCCAGAGCCCCAGGUCUGCUGCCUAUGGAGUCUUUCACCAUGGUGGCUGUGAAGAUGCUGAAGGAGGAGGCGUCGCCCGACAUGCAGAACGACUUCCAGAGGGAGGCGGCGCUCAUGGCCGAGUUUGACCAUCCCAACAUCGUGCGACUCCUCGGCGUGUGUGCGGUGGGCAAACCAAUGUGUCUGAUGUUCGAGUACAUGGCCCACGGUGAUCUCAACGAGUUCCUGCGUCGUCGCUCUCCGACCCAAUCGGUGCACACCCUGAGCUGCGCCAGCCUCUCGGGCCGCAGCUUCUCCACGGAGUCGGACGCGGGACAACUGGCCUGCGCUGAGCUGCUGUUCCUUUCCAAGCAGAUCGCCGCGGGGAUGGCUUACCUGUCGGAACGCAAGUUUGUGCACCGUGACCUCGCCACCCGGAACUGCUUGGUGCGCGAGGAGAUGGUGGUGAAGAUCGCAGACUUUGGCCUCUCCAGGAACAUCUACUCUGCCGAUUACUACAAAGCCAACGAGAAUGACGCCAUACCCAUUCGCUGGAUGCCCCCAGAGUCCAUUUUCUACAACCGCUACACCACCGAGUCGGACGUGUGGGCCUAUGGCGUGGUGUUGUGGGAGAUUUUCUCCCAUGGCAUGCAGCCGUACUACGGCAUGGGUCACGAGGAGGUUAUUUACUACGUGAGGGACGGUCACAUCCUGUCCUGUCCUGAGAACUGUCCUCUGGAGCUGUACAAUCUGAUGAGGCUUUGCUGGAGCACUCAGCCGUCAGACAGGCCCAGUUUCUGCAGCAUCCAUCGGAUACUGGAGCGAAUGCAUCAGAACACAGUGAGCGUGAAUGCUGAGCCUGAGCCCGACUGCUAACCUGGGAGAUUUCUUUUUUUUUUUUUUUUUACAAAAACACGACUGUACCUGUGCAAGAUGUUGUGAUUUCGUGUCUGAAACUCAAUUUGAAAUGAGCCGUCCACUGAAUACUGUGACUUGCUUGUCCAGUUUUACUUGUUUAAGUCGCCUGAUUCCACAGCGGCAAUAAACAAUCACUUUAAAACACUGAUGUUGAUUGUUUUGUUGAAAAGUUGCUAUUCCAGUUUUGGGCAUUCUUGAUGUAUAUUUUCUUUUUCUUUUCUUUUUCAUCAUGUUGUUUUUGAUCGUGUCUUUUUUCUCUUGAUUUCAGAAAAAAUUUAAUAAUUCUAUAACUUCUCAUUUCCUCUUCAGUGACUUAAAAACUGCUGAGCUGUCGUCGAUGUGGAAGGAAUAAAAUCUUUAUUAUUGAUCAUUUCAUUCUUUUAUUCUGACACAAUAAUGGUUCAGCACAUUGCAAAUAUUCUACAUAUAUUUAGAUUUGUUCUUUAAAUGUAUUUGAUUAAUAUAGAAAAUAUAAAAAUGCUGAAGUUGCCUUUCAGAUGAAUAACAUGUUUUUACAUGUGGUGUGAUUUCAUGUUUUUGGUAUGUAAAUGAACAUUUUCACCACAUGUCUCAUUAUUUCUUGGCGCUACUUUCUAAUAAACUAUUAUUUAACAUGUUUGUCUGUUAAAAAACUGAGUCACUAUAAGUAUUGAAGUUGUGGAGUUAAGUAUUAACUAUAUUUAACAAACAUGCAAACAAAGCAACAGAACGACUUCACUCCUGCUGCUCGUGAUUCUACAACUUUGUCUCACAGAAUAAAAACAAACUCAUCAUAAA